Molecule: messenger RNA, 1274 nt
Organism: Aspergillus welwitschiae
Lineage: Eukaryota; Fungi; Ascomycota; Eurotiomycetes; Eurotiales; Aspergillaceae
Product: HpcH/HpaI aldolase/citrate lyase family protein
Exons: 3
Coding region: 128-1108 (326 amino acids)
Biological process (GO): oxaloacetate metabolic process
Molecular function (GO): catalytic activity; magnesium ion binding
Source: RefSeq, a predicted model, not a curated record
CCGCAACCGCUGCAGCAGCUUCAUCCGAUAAUCUCCAUUCUUUCAAUCCAACAGGAGACAUUGCAGUUCAGUGUGAUCCCAAACUCACUACCAUCGCCUCAACUGAACACUCUCCCUCUCAUCGACAAUGGCCGCCAGAAACACCCUCCGUCGCGCCCUUCUCUACAUCCCGGGCUCCUCCCAACGCUUCAUCGAUAAAUCCCGCACACUAACCGCCGACUGCGUGGCCUACGAUCUCGAAGACAGCGUAACUCCGCACAAGAAAGCGGAAGCUCGGUCCCUGGUGCGGAGAGCACUCGACGAGCCCGCACCGCAGGGAAUCCGCGAACGAGCCGUACGAAUCAACUCCGUGGACAGCGGCCUCGCCCUAGGCGAUCUCACCGAAGUGCUCAAAUCCCCCAAUCUCACAACAAUCGUGAUCCCCAAAGUCAACACCCCCUCGGACCUCACUUUCGUGAACGAUGUCAUCACGCACACUCUCUCCCAACAACAACAACAGGAUCCUUCCACCCCGAGACCUCCAAUCUCCCUCCUCGCUCUAGUCGAGUCCGCCAAAUCCCUCACAAACCUCACCCAAAUCUGCGCCUCCACGCCCCUCCUGCAGGGCCUCAUUUUCGCGGCCGAAGACUUCGCACUCGACCUCAGCAUCACCCGUACCCCGUCAUUAACUGAAUUCCUCUUCGCAAGGUCUAUGAUUGCUACGGCUGCUCGCGCUGCGAACCUUCCCUCUACUAUUGAUUUGGUCUGCACAGCGUACAAAUCUACCAAGGGGGACGGGUCCCCGCCUGCGGUGCUGGAGGAGGAAUGUCGCGAUGGGAGACGGCUAGGGUUCAAUGGGAAGCAGUGUAUUCAUCCGUCGCAGGUGGAGACGGCGCAGGCGAUCUUUGGACCGGAUCCGGAGGAAGUUAAGUGGGCUGUGAGGGUGUGUGUGGCGGAUGAGAAGGCUGCGAGGGCUGCGAGGGCGGGACGGGGUGCGUGGACGCUUGAUGGGAAAAUGAUUGACGUGCCGGUGGCGGAGAAGGCCAGGGCGGUGGUUAGGAAGGCGGAGGCGUGUGGGUUUGAUGUUGGGAAGUUGAAGGAGGAGUGGGGGCAUCAGGAACCGGAGUGAGCAUGCUUGUACUAGGUGGUGUUUGUGUCUUGAGUGAGAGGAGUUAUAUAUACAAAAAUUCAGUCAAGCCAGUUGACAAAUUAGGAGUAACUAUUUAUGGUACUUGUUGGAUGAGGGGAAGGUAGAACCGAAAUGAGAUCAAGAAAAGAUUUGAGUAGAUAGUCUA